AUGAAAGUCUCGGGCAACUCUUCUCCCGACAAAAGGCCCGAAAUUCCUCCAUGGCCACCCCCGCCUAAGCCCCGCAUACGGCAUCAGGACAUUCAAACCCACCGUGGCGGACUCGGUGGGGACUGGCUUUUGCAAAGCGACGAGCCCAUCGAAGCGGUACUAGCGAAAAUAGAUCUGAUAACCCUGUCUUGUUUUGCUAUG
Messenger RNA from Tuber aestivum (summer truffle), 201 nucleotides. Lineage: Eukaryota; Fungi; Ascomycota; Pezizomycetes; Pezizales; Tuberaceae. The record is from the annotation of a GenBank genome assembly.